AUGUCUGAGUUUCUGGACCUUGAGGCCCAGGAUGGGAUAAGAAUGACAUGGAAUGUUAUACCAGGCACAAAGCAGGAUGCUACUAACUGUGUUGUUCCUGUUUCUGCCAUUUAUACUCCUCUAAAGCCAAACCCUUCCAUUCCUGUUCUUCCUUAUGUCCCUCUCCGUUGUCGCAUGUGCCAUUCGAUUCUCAAUCCUUUCUCGGUUGUUGAUUUUGUCGCAAAGAUUUGGGUCUGUCCGUUCUGCUUUCAGCGCAACCAUUUCCCCCAACAUUACAACUCUAUUUCAGAAAACAACCUCCCUGCUGAGCUGUUUCCUCAAUAUACCACCGUUGAGUACAAAUCCACUUCUGAAACAGGUCCUGUGGCGCCUCCAGUCUUCCUCUUUGUUGUUGACACAUGUAUGAUUGAGGAGGAGAUUGGCUAUUUGAAGUCUGCUUUAGCACAAGCAAUUGAACUAUUGCCAGAUCAAUCCCUUGUUGGAUUUAUUACUUUCGGUACAUAUGUUCAGGUGAAUGAAUUGGGUUUUGGCUUGUUGCCAAAGUCAUAUGUGUUCAAAGGGACAAAAGAAGUUACAAAGGAGCAAAUUCUGGACCAAAUGAGUUUCUUUGCUGGGAAAACUAAACCCACAACAGGUGUGAUUGCAGGCGCAAGGGAUGGCCUCUCAGCAGAGAGUAUUGCUAGGUUCCUGCUGCCUGCUUCUGAGUGCGAGUUUGUAUUGAAUUCAGUCAUAGAAGAACUGCAAAAGGACCCUUGGCCUGUUCCAGCUGAUAAACGUUCAUCUAGGUGUACUGGAGUUGCAUUAAGUGUUGCUGCUAGUCUCCUGGGGGUUUGUGUUCCAGGAUCAGGUGCUAGAAUUAUGGCAUUUGUAGGUGGCCCAUCAACAGAGGGACCUGGUUCUAUCGUAUCCAAGUCCCUGUCAGAACCAAUUCGCUCUCACAAAGACCUCGAUAAAGGUUCAGCUCCACUUUAUAACAAAGCUGUUAAAUUGUACGACGAUAUCUCUAAGCAGCUUGUGAAUCAAGGUCAUGUACUUGAUUUGUUUGCUUGUGCGCUUGACCAGGUUGGUGUUGCUGAGAUGAAGGUUGCUGUGGAGAGAACUGGUGGGAUAGUUGUGCUUGCAGAAAGUUUUGGUCAUUCUGUUUUUAAAGACUCACUUCGACGCAUCUUUCAGUCAAGUGACAAUGAUCUUGAUUUAUCAUUCAAUGGUAUAUUUGAGAUUAACUGCUCAAAGGAUGUCAAAAUCCAAGGAAUUAUUGGACCUUGUACUUCCCUGGAGAAGAAAAGUCCUCUAUCCUCAGAUACAGUUGUAGGUCAGGGAAACACUAACGCAUGGAAGAUGUGUGGUCUAGACAGGAAAACAUCACUCUGUUUAGUAUUUGAUAUUGCAAAGAAGGAUGGACCAGAUUCGGUUGGUGUUGGUCAAUCAGCAAGCAAUCAGUUCUACUUCCAAUUCUUAACCUAUUACCAGCAUCAUGAGGGGCAGAUGAGAUUACGAGCCACUACACUUUCUAGAAGAUGGGUUGUUGGUUCUGGUGGUGUGCAGGAACUAAUAGAUGGCUUUGAUCAAGAGGCAGCUGCUGCAGUCAUGGCACGAUUGGUCUCGUUUAAGAUGGAAGCUGAGGCUGAUUUUGACCCGAUAAGAUGGCUUGAUCGAGCAUUGAUUAGUUUGUGUUCGAAAUUUGGAGACUAUCACAAAGAAACACCUUCAUCUUUCAGUUUAUCCCCUCGUCUGUCGAUAUUUCCCCAGUUUAUGUUUAAUUUGAGACGAUCUCAGUUUGUUCAGGUUUUUAACAACAGUCCAGAUGAAACUGCAUAUUUCACAAUGAUGUUAAACAGAGAGAAUGUAUCAAAUGCAGUUGUGAUGAUCCAGCCAUCACUAAUAUCUUAUUCAUUCCAAUCGGGUCCAGAGCCAGUUCUGUUGGAUGUAACUGCAAUUGCAGCUGAUAGGAUCCUUUUGUUGGAUUCUUAUUUUACUGUUGUCAUAUUCCAUGGGAUAACAAUUGCACAGUGGCGAAAGGCUGGUUACCAAUAUCAAGAAGGCCAUGAGUCAUUUGCCCAGUUGUUACAAGGUCCACAGGAGGAAGCUGAUGCAAUAAUCAAGGAACGCUUUCCUGUGCCUCGAUUGGUCGUGUGCGAUCAAUAUGGUUCUCAGGCUCGAUUUUUGCUGGCAAAGCUUAAUCCGUCAGUCUCGUAUGACAAUCCUCCAGCACCAGGAGGGGAUGUCAUUUCACAGAUGAUGUGA
Messenger RNA from Miscanthus lutarioriparius, 2244 nucleotides. The record is from the annotation of a GenBank genome assembly. NCBI's taxonomy places the organism in Eukaryota, Viridiplantae, Streptophyta, Magnoliopsida, Poales, Poaceae.